Molecule: messenger RNA, 1176 nt
Organism: Salmo salar (Atlantic salmon)
Lineage: Eukaryota; Metazoa; Chordata; Actinopteri; Salmoniformes; Salmonidae
Product: calcium homeostasis modulator 1-like
Cellular component (GO): plasma membrane
Molecular function (GO): monoatomic cation channel activity
Source: RefSeq, a predicted model, not a curated record
ACACUUCAGAGGCACCACUACCAAAUUGAUUUCAAACAAUUGGAUCCAUCUUUUUCUACAGAUCUCAGUACAUUUUAAAAAGGCACCACCAGCAGACCAUUCAAGAUGGAUAAGUUCCGUAUGAUGUUCCAGUUCCUCCAAUCCAACCAGGAGUCCUUUAUGAAUGGCAUCUGUGGUAUCAUGGCCCUAGCUAGCGCCCAGCUCUACUCAGCCUUCGAGUUUAGCUGCCCUUGUAUCCCGGAGUACAACUACGCCUAUGGGAUUGGACUGCUGGUUAUCCCACCUAUAUGGUUCUUCCUACUAGGGUUCGUGUUGAAUAACAAUGUUUCGAUGUUAGCCGAGGAGUGGAAAAGACCGACAGGGAAGAGGGUGAAGGAUCCGACGAUCCUUCGUUACAUGUUCGUUUCGAUCACGCAGCGGUCCUUGAUCGCGCCCAUGGUGUGGAUAUCUGUGACUCUUAUGGACGGGAAGAGCUUCCUGUGUGCGUUCAGCGUCAACUUGGACAUUCGUCAGUUUGGGAAUUAUACCCUCAUUGAGGGAAUGACGGAAGUGGAGAUUGUUAAAUUGUUAGCGAAGAUUCCAUGCAAGAAUAUCUUCGAUCAGCCCGAGGUGAUAUCGAGAGAAGCGGCAUCGAGAUAUAUCACGUGUAUAUCCCAGGCGUUUGGCUGGGUAUUCCUGCUGCUGAUGACCUUAGCAGCCUUCAUGAUACGAGCCAUCCGACCCUGCUUCACCCAAGCUGCCUUCCUCAAGACCAAAUACUGGUCUCACUACGUCGACAUCGAACGCAAGCUCUUUGACGAGACGUGCAAGGAGCACGCCAAGACCUUCGCCAAGGUCUGCAUCCAGCAGUACUUCGAGAGCAUCAGCGGCGACAUGCGCAGCUUCCACAAGCACCAGUCAAGCAAAGACGAUAGCGACGGCGAUGAUGAUGACAAGAAGAAGAGCGACGAGGACAAGCUUCUCGGGAUCCGCGACCAGGACGAUAUGAAUAAAGUUCUGUGGAAUUGGCACACGUGUAAGCCGCCUCUGGCACUAAGGAAGGAACAGCCGGAUGGAGAAUCCCAUGAAGGGCUCAUACCAAAUGGAGAUGUCAGUGGAGGGCCAAAUGGAUAUGCUAACCAUAACGCUCCCGAUUUGCCUAAAAGGGAAUGGGCGGUAUACUACAGCAAAGUUUGA